CCGACCAAUCAGAGGCGGGCUCCGUGCGGCUGCGUCCCUCCCUCCGGUCGAGCGAACACAACAGAUCCAGUGAACUGGUCCUAAUAGCGCCCUACGAAUCUUUCGUCCUCCGUGAACCCUGACCACCCGGCCGCACGUCCUUCUACCAGAGCUUGGCUGUUGAUCAGGUCGGACAUGUCUGAACUGUUUAUGGAAUGUGAGGAAGAGGAGUUGGAGCCAUGGCAGAGACCAGCUCCGGAGGUGACCCUGGUGGAAGAUGAUGACGACGACGAUGAGCCCAUCUUUAUCGGAGAGCUUGUAAACAGCCCAAAGGUGGUCAAACCCAGCCCUUCACCUGUACGGAUCGUAAUCCCUAGACAGGAAGCCCCGCCCCCAGCCCCCAGAGGGGCCACGCCCAUCAUGCUGUCAGCCAGUGUCCCUGGCAACGGAGCGAUGACGUCACCACCCCCCUUACCAACCAUACCCCCCCACCCAGUAAUCAUCAAUAGCCAGUUGUGCGUUAUGUCUUAUCAGGGAUACAUCGUUCAACCGCAUCAACUGGGGCCCGCCAACCUCCUGGCCACGCUCGGAAAACAGUACCCGCCCGGGACCUCCUUCACCAUCGUCCCAGCUGGUCAGCCGCACCUCCUCCCGUUGCUGCCCCAGGCCAGGAUCAUGCCCGGGGUCGUCCACAGACCCCAAGUGAAGCUCAACAACAACGUGGUCACCCUGUCCAACGUCCAGAACCCUGCCGUCUACUCCUCCCCCGCUCCGCAGCCGCCAGAGAUCCAGCCGCCCAAACCUCCGCCCGUUGACAUCUGCUCCGUGACUGCGACGAGUCCGACCGAGAGCAAAGGAGAUCGAAGCUUGCUGAAACGGCGAUUAAUGCCAACGCAAAACGAGGUCAAGACAAAGAAAGUCAAACUAGAGCCAGUACAAAAUAACAAAGCAGUCGAUGCACAAUACGUCUACAAGAAGAAGUGUUACAAAUGCAAAGUAAUCUUCCAUCAUCAGGAAGCUCUGAAGUCUCACCUGAAGAACUGCUCUGGCAAACCUGUGGAAAUGGUUUCCCCAUCGCCGCCUCCAAGCACAGUCGCUCCAGUCCAAGUCGUGAACCCCAAACACAUCCUGCUGGUCGGAGAGUUCUACUACGGGCGCGUGGAGGGCGACUGGCAGAUGCAGAGGCAGGAGCAUAAAACCAACACCACUUUCAAGUGCCAGAGCUGCUUGAAAGUGCUGAAGAACAACAUCAGAUUCAUGAACCACAUGAAGCACCACCUGGAGCUGGAGAAGCAGAGCAGUGAGAGCUGGGUGAGCUACACCACCUGCCAGCACUGCUACCGGCAGUACAUGACCCCCUACCAGCUGCAGUUGCACGUGGAGCGGGCCCACAGCCCGCUGGCGUCCUCAACUAACUGCAAGAUAUGCGAAUUGGCGUUUGAGACGGAACAGGUCCUACUGGAACACAUGAAGGAGACCCACAAGCCUGGAGAGAUGCCGUACGUGUGCCAGGUUUGCAAUUUCAGGUCCUCAUUCUUCAUGGAAGUGGAGGCUCAUUUCAAAGUAGCUCACGACAACACGAAAGACCUCCUGUGCCCGUUCUGCCUCAAAGUGCUCCGAAGUGGACACUCGUACAUGCAGCAUUACAUGAAACAUCAGAGAAAAGGCAUACAUCGCUGUGGAAAAUGCAGGCUGAACUUUCUGACCCACAAGGAGAGGGUGGACCACAAGAUCAACUUUCACAAGACUUUCAAGAAACCAAAAGCACUUGAAGGCCUUCCACCUGGAACUAAGGUGACCAUCCGGGCGUCUCUAGGAGGUACCGUCUCCUCAUGCAACCCGUGCCCCAGCGGCAACACUCCUGAUGCUCAACCUCCUAAACCUGCCAAGUCCAAACCCAAACCCCCCCAGGCCCUGGGGAGGGCCAAGACUGCUCAGCCCAAGAGGCAGCAGGAGGCGCGAGUGUCAAAGAAGAACACGGCUCUGAAGAACACCAGAAUCGGUGGAGGGCCACACACUUGUAUCGAGUGUUCCACAGAGGUCACUGACUUCUUCUCUCACUAUCCAAUGAUUUCGAACUGCGGCGCGUGCAAAUACCAGACGAGCUGCAAAGUCUCAAUCUCCAAUCAUAUGAUAAGGUAUCAUAGUACAAUAUCGAAGGAUAGAUUCAAGAGGAUGGGGAGUCCGAGAAUGUCGAAUCCAACAGUUAAAUCUCUGAGCUGCCUCUCCUGUGACUUCCUGGUGGGGGCCUUAGAAGGGGACAAGAUGACCAAGCAUCUGACGGACGACUCGGACCACGUGUGCCGGGUCAUUGAGCGGAAAGUUGCUGCUCCUGCACCUGGUGUGAUGUUACAGUCCACCAACUUUGACUCUAUGGGCUCUAUGACCGGUCCGCGCCCCCCCACCCUUAAGCCGCGGGCUCCUGCUGGAAUAGCUGAAGGCCAGGAAAGAGUGAUACAGGAGGUAGCGCACAAAAGUGAAAGUGGAACCGAGAGUGGUAUGAGAGACGGAACGAGAGCAAGACAGACACUAAGAGAGCGAGAGAGUUUGUGCAAAGGAAAUGUUCAUGCACAAACCCUCAUUAUGGAAAACAAACGUAGAAAUGCAUAUAAUGCAGCUUUUAAGUUAAAGGCAGUCAAUCUGGCUGUAAAAGAAGGAAACAGAGCGGCUGCACGUGGCCUUGGCAUCCAUGAGUCGAUGCUGCGACGUUGGAGAUGCCAGCGGGAAGAACUGUCUCAAUGCAACAAGUCAAAAAAAGCUUUCAGAGGUAAUAAAAGCAGAUGGCCCAAACUUGAAGACUUUCUUGAAGAUUGGGUGAACACACAGAGAGCAGACGGCCGAGGUGUUUCCACCGUGCAGAUCCGACUGAAAGCUAAAACGGUCGCCACCGAAAUGAAAAUUGAAAAUUUUAGUGGUGCACCAUCCUGGUGUUUCAGAUUUAUGAGACGAAAGGGACUGUCCAUCAGGGCGCGGACGACUGUGUGACGGCAACUCCCUCCCUCCCACAAGGAAAAAAUAACAAACUUCGGCGAAUUCACACAAAGAAAGAUAGAGGAAUAUUCCAUCGGACCGGACCAGAUCAUAAAUAUGGAUUAAGUGCCUUUGACGUUUGACCUGCCUCUCACUAGGACUGUUAACAUGAAAGGUGAAUCGUCCAUCACGUUGAGAACCACUGGCCACAAGAGAACGAAGUUCACUUGUGAUCUUGUCUGCACAGCAUCUGGAUUAAAGCUUCCGCCAAUGGUGAUUUUUAACCGAAUUACAAUGCCGAAAGAAAAGAUCCCGAACGGCAUCUCCUUUAAAGUCAACAAGAAAGGGUGGAUGAUGGAAAGCGUAAUGAAUGAGUGGCUGAAUGAGUGCUACGUCAAGCGCCCGGGAGGAUUCUUGCGCCAAAAAAAAGCUUUGCUUGUUUUGGACAGCAUGAGGGCCCAUAUAACGGAUUAUGUGAAAGCAGCCAUCAAGAGCACAAACUCGAUUCCAGCUGUGAUUCCUGGGGGCACAACGAAGCAUCUGCAGCCACUCGACAUCAGUGUCAAUCGUGCGUUCAAAGUGGCACUACGCAUGCGAAGAGCAACUUUAGCUCAAGUUUGCGAGUGGAUCCCGGUAGCGUGGAGGAGUGUCAAAACAUCCACGAUCAUUAACGGGUUCUGAAAGGCUGGACUCCUGCGUGAUAAAGAGGAGGAGGACGCCGCCACAGCUGAGGCCCUUGAGAGGCUGUUAGAUUCCGACAGUGACGAAGAGGAGUUUGUUGGUUUUGAGAGCGACCCCGAAGGAGAGGGGAGAGUGGCUGACGAAGCCACCCUGAGGCUGUUCGUGUCGGACAGACGGAGAUGACUUGACUUCUCUGUUUACAGCGGUGUACUGCACCUUAGCCUAAAAGAUGAAGACGAGGAUUAAUGACUUUUCUGGUAGGCUGAUUACCGUAUGUUUUAAGCAGCCGUGUUGCUGCAACUUUAGGCUUACGCAUUUACUGUCGUGUUACAGGCGGUUUAUUUUGAACUUUUAAAAAAACACAUUUAAUCUAGCCAUUGAUAUUUCCUCGUCAAGCGCUGUAAGCUUUGUUUUUUUGUUAUGGUACUACUGUAGGCUAUAAUGUCGAUACAUAUUCAAAGAUGUGCACACUUUUUCAAGGUUUUUCAAAAAUAGCCAAAGUUAAGUGGUAAAAUGAUUGUGACGCUAUUAACUAAUUUAGCUGGGGAACCCGUAGCACUCCCUCAAGGAUCACUGGUUGACCAAAAAAGUUUGAAAGUUGAAAAGUUUGUGUGUCUGAAACGCUAUGUGAUGCAGUACCGUUUACACUGCAUAGUAUGUGUUCUGUAGCUACUAUUGCACUAAAUGGUAACGCUUGAAUACGUUAUGCAAAUAUGCAACUUGUUUGUUGAAAUGCUAAUAAAUGGGAGUUUCCUCAAGCAGCCA
Molecule: messenger RNA, 4395 nt
Organism: Gadus morhua (Atlantic cod)
Lineage: Eukaryota; Metazoa; Chordata; Actinopteri; Gadiformes; Gadidae
Product: zinc finger protein 280C
Exons: 18
Coding region: 175-2964 (929 amino acids)
Biological process (GO): regulation of DNA-templated transcription
Molecular function (GO): DNA-binding transcription factor activity, RNA polymerase II-specific; RNA polymerase II cis-regulatory region sequence-specific DNA binding
Source: RefSeq, a predicted model, not a curated record